Molecule: messenger RNA, 1714 nt
Organism: Pyrenophora tritici-repentis Pt-1C-BFP
Lineage: Eukaryota; Fungi; Ascomycota; Dothideomycetes; Pleosporales; Pleosporaceae
Product: CVNH multi-domain protein
Source: RefSeq, a predicted model, not a curated record
AACCUCUCCACUUGCUCUCAAUCCAACCCACGUCUCUCAAUUUCACCCCAUACCCCUUCAUAGUCAAUCAAGAUGACCUUCUACCAUACCGCCGAGAACAUCCGCAUCGACGACGGUCACGUUCUCAGGGCUCGCCUCCAGACUGCCGACGGCGAAUGGAACGACUCCGAGAUCGAUCUCAACCAACAUGUUGGAAACGACAACGGACACUUCUGUUGGGACGGCGAGAACUUCUCUCACUCAGCUGAAAACAUCCAUUUCGCACUCGAGGGAGAUGGCGACGUUCCUGUUCUUCGCGCUACACUCAUGGACGCCGAAGGCAACAGCCAGGAGCGCGACCUCAAUUUGGGUGAGCGCAUCAGCAACGAGAACGGCAACUUCCAGUUUGCAUAGAGCUUGCCUGUGAAGGACGACGGUAGUUGAGAGUUACGAUCCAGUCUCAAGACAAUGACUGAGAUACGUGAUGGACUAUGUAGGUUAGCAUAGGUUCGAUUAGCCUAACGAUUCACAUGAAUAAAAAAAAUAGAACAAAUUCUUAAUAAGUAUUGGAACAAGGUCCCUCUAGUAGUAUGACUACUAUGGAUAACCGAGUGGGAGGAGGGAUAAGGCGGGGUGGCUGCAACGUAUUGUAUUGACUAUCGUGUUGAGUGUCUCUCAGACUUUUGCUGUUGUGGUGGGUGCUAUUGCCCACCGGGCAGUGCCUGCCACACCAGCACAUCACGUGACUCUCAAUCACCUUCUACCCUGGACUGAACCCAGAUAUUCUCAACAAUAAGAUAUUUUAUACUCUCUUUCUCUAUCUAUACUAUGAGCAAUCAUUCACCCCACCAUUUAUGGCGAACUUCCUCCAUCUUGAAUAUCUCAGCUCUUGGUCGGUCGAGAACCUUAUCAAGCAUACCCUGCCAUUCCGUUCUCGUGACAUUGCCAAACCAGGCCGAUGUAUACUCCUAAUAAUGGGGAUACCGUCCUGAAAACUCCCAAUCAAUGAGUCCAACCACUUUGCCACCCCGAACGAGGAUAUUGAACGGAUUUAGGUCGCCGUGGGUAAAGACUGGCGGCGGCCAUGAUCCAUCCUGUUUGCUUAUCAUGUCCUGGAGGUCAUGCCAAUCCUGAUCCCUUUCCCGGUCUUUGAGAUCUUCUAGUUUCAGGUCUUUUCUAAGCCAAAAAUGAAAUUCUUAGAUUGUCCUGAACGGACCGAAUCGUGGAUUCCCCCGCGACAUGCGGGAGUCAUACAAAGAGCCUUUGACACGGCUUUCAACACCCGUACUUGGAGGAGGUGUCAGGGCGCGUAGCUCUUCAAAAAUACUUCUCAACUGUGCGAAAAUACCCGCGAUUGAUUCUUUAGGCAAUUUAUUCCACGCUUUUGGCAGUUCCUCGCUUUGGAUCCUCUCCAUAACGAUGUACGCUCUGUUUUUGUGCAGAAACGAGCAAUAUACCUUCGGGACGGGAACAGUAGUCUUUUCAGCUAGGUAUUUCAUAGUGGCGCCUUCUGUCAGAUGGACUCUACGACCCGUCUUCACAAUUUUGUGUUUCGAUAUUGGGACGCAGAGCCCAUCACGUGAAUAGAACUUCGCUGUAGUAUGCAACGCUAGUCGUGUCGAGAAUCAAAAGUGUUGUUGAUGGCGAGAUGUUCGGUCCCGGCAUGCUGAGCUUCGAUGUCAUAUGCAGGCGGAACGUAUAGAGAUGACAUUCCACCAUUGUGUGGAAAGAGGAU